GCGAAAUUAAAGUUAUUACGUUUGUAUAUAUUGAUAAAGUGACUAACAAUAUCAAUAAUAAUGGAUGAAAUGCUGAAAGACUCGCGAAUAAUGGAUAAAAAGCCGAAAGACCCGCGUUUCGCACAUAUUGCAAAGGAUCCAAAGUUUCGUCGCAUUCCCAAAGCUAAGAGAACAGUGAAAAUUGACGAUCGAUUUAAGGGUAUGUUUAAAGAUAAAAAGUUUAUCAUGAAGUACACUGUUGAUAAGCGUGGUAGACCUGUUAAUCAAACCAUCACCGAAGAUCUUAGAAAAUAUUAUGAUCUGUCGAGCAGCGAAGAUGAAGAUACAUCUGUAUCAUCUACAAACAAAAAAGACAACAAGAAAAAAGUGAAGGAUAUCAAGGGGAAGAAAAAGGAUAAGAAAAAGGAAAUCGAAUUAAAAACUGAGAUAGAUUCCUCUGACAAAAGGAAUGAAGAUGAGAAGAAUAAAGAUGUUUGUUUGUUGAAUCAGAAAAAUUUUUCUGAACUGAAAACAAAAGAGGAGUCUUCCAAUGAAGAUGAAUCCUCAGAUAAUGAGACUAAAUCUGUCCAAAAAGAAUUUUCUCAAGCAGAGCUAGAUAAAAAUAAUAAGAAGCUUCAUAAAAGGAGAAAAAAUGAAAAUAGUAUACUUACGCAUGAAAUUAAAGAGAAACUGAGAGAUCUUACUGUAAAUUAUGCUAGAGGUGAAGGUGUCCUAUUAAGUGACAGCUCUUCAGAAGAAGAAUCAUAUGAAGCUAGUGAUGCUGAGGAAGAGAUUGAACAUAACUGGGGUGAACUGGACAAAGAUGCUGAAACGACAAAUGAGAUCACAUGUCGAUUAGCUAUUUGUAAUAUGGAUUGGGAUAGAAUACGUGCUGUAGAUUUAAUGAUUUUGUUAAACUCAUUCUUACCUAGUACUGGACUCAUCUAUUCAGUUACAAUUUAUCCAUCGGAAUUUGGUCUACAGCGAAUGAAAGAAGAAGAAAUUAAUGGACCAGCAGAGCUGAAAGACGAAGCUGUUAGAAGUAAAGAUGAAAUUGAAGAUGAUAAUGAAGAAGGUUCAAAAUAUCACAUGGAAAAGUUGAGACAAUACCAAUUGAAUCGAUUAAAAUACUAUUAUGCUGUUGCCGAAUUUGAUUCUACAGAAACAGCAAACAAAGUAUAUACAGAAUGCGACGGUAUUGAGUAUGAAUCGACUGCAACUAGAUUAGAUCUUAGAUUUAUACCAGAUAAUAUGACAUUUGAUCAGGAAUCUAAAGAGGUAUGUACUGAGAUACCUGAACCCAUCAAGUAUCAACCACGACAGUUUACGACAACGGCAUUACAACAAGCUAAAGUUCAAUUAACAUGGGAUGAAACAAAUCCAGAUAGGCAAGAAUUUACGCAGAAACUGAACUCAGGAAAACUACAGAAUAUUGAUGAAAAUGAUCUACAAACAUAUUUGGCAAGCGGUAGUGAGGAUGAUUUAGAUACAGAAGAAAAAAUAGACUUAGCUGAAAAAAUAAAUAAUAAUUCAGAAAAAGAAUCAGAAGAAAAUAAUGAUUUAAUUGGAAAGUAUAAAUCUUUACUUAAAACUAUCGAAGAAGAAGAAGAGGCAAAGAAAAACAAAGAUGUAGAAUUAGAAUUCUCAUGGGGUUUAGAUAUCAAAGAAAAAACUGAAAAGUUUGUCAAAGAAAACAUGAAAAAUAAGGAAGAACUUACACCUUUUGAACAAUAUCUAGAGAAACGUAAGGCAAAAAAGAAAGCUAAAAGAGAAGAAAGAAAAAAGCUUAAAGAAGAAAGUCAGAAAAGUGAUUCAGAAGAUUCUGUGCCAUCUGAUGUAGAUAUGAAUAAUAAAUAUUUUGCGAAUGAAUUAAAAAACAGUAAAUUAUCCCAUGAAAAAGGAAAGGAAGAUAAUGAAGCUGAUAUCGAUUCAUCGAAUGAGCAGGAAAGUAGUCGAUGUAAAGCCGAAUUGGAGUUGCUUCUGAUGGAUCAAGACGAAGACGAUAAAAAACAUUUCAAUAUGAAACAAAUUGAAGAAAACGCAACCAUGUCAAAAUCUAAACAAAAACGUCUUAAUAAAAAGAAGACUGUACGAGAAGAAGAAGCGAAGGAAGAUAAUUUCAAAGUUAAUGUUAAGGACUCAAGAUUUACCGCUUUGUUUACGUCACAUCAUUUCAAUAUUGAUCCUGCGGAUCCGCAUUAUAGAAAGACAAAAGGUACGGAAGCAUUAAUUAAUGAGAAAUUGAAGAGAAGAGCUGAAAACGAAGCACACACAGAAAACGACAAACAAUUUAAGAAGCCAAAAACAGACGAAAAAUUGCCAAUGGAAUUACAAGCUCUAGUUAAAUCUGUUAAAAGAAACACACAAACUAUCACACAGCCAAUAAAAAAAUAAUUAUAUUAUAAUAAUAUAAAGGAUAAUUAUAUAAAAGUG
Messenger RNA from Cyphomyrmex costatus, 2412 nucleotides. Its product is annotated as ESF1 homolog. Bases 61 to 2373 code for a protein of 770 amino acids. The transcript has 7 exons. Gene Ontology annotation, molecular function: RNA binding. Gene Ontology annotation, biological process: rRNA processing. Gene Ontology annotation, cellular component: nucleus. The record is from RefSeq and is a predicted model, not a curated record. NCBI's taxonomy places the organism in Eukaryota, Metazoa, Arthropoda, Insecta, Hymenoptera, Formicidae.